Pimephales promelas (fathead minnow) is the source of this 3784-nucleotide messenger RNA. The record is from RefSeq and is a predicted model, not a curated record. NCBI's taxonomy places the organism in Eukaryota, Metazoa, Chordata, Actinopteri, Cypriniformes, Leuciscidae.
CUGUUAUUCGGUUGAUGGGAAGAGUGAACAUUUUAUUUUAUAAAUAUAUAAGAUGAAUAAGACGAAUAUAAGAAUGCAGUGACAAUUUAAUGAACAACAGAUGGCAGUAAUGCAACGUUUUGGAUGCCAACUGCCCUAAAACACGAAGAAGUGAUUCGGUUGGGGAAAGAGUGUCCAAACACAGAAAAACUGCUGGUCUACGUGACACUGUUUUAAAGAUGGCGUUUCUUAACGCAUUUAUGGCUUUUAUUAAAGAGAGAGAAAGUGAAGACAUGAAGAUUGAGGAAGCAUUCAGAGUGAAACAAGAAGAUACUGAGGAACAAACGAAGAUGGUGUUUAUUAAAGAGAGGAAGAUUGAAGGAGCAUUCGGUGUAAAACAAGAAGGUACUGGGGAACAAACAGACAUUAUGCAGCUGAAAGAGGAGAGUCCAGAACUAAAUGAAAAAGAAGAAAAAGAUCAGUAUGAGAAACAUGAAUUUAUAACUGGAGAAAAAAUGUCUAUUCGCUCUCAUACUGGAGGGAGUUUUGAUCCACAUAGAAACUUUAAAGCCCACAUGACUGUUCACUCUGGAGAACAGCCUUUUACCUGUCAACAAUGUGGAAAAAGUUUCAACCAGAAAGGAAGCCUUAAACGCCACGUGAGAAUUCACUCUAGAGUGAAGCCUUACACAUGCUCUCAGUGUGGCAAGAGUUUCUGUCGACAAGAACGCUUUAUAGUUCACAUGAGAAUUCACACUAGAGAGAAGCCUUACAUCUGCCAACAGUGUGGGAAGAGUUUCUGUCAACAAGAACGCUUUAUAGUUCACAUGAGAAUUCACAAUGGAGAGAAGCCUUACAUCUGCCAACAGUGUGGGAAGAGUUUUUAUCAACAGAGAAACCUUAAAUCUCACAUGAUAGUUCACAGUGGUGAGAAGCCUUUCACCUGCCAACAGUGUGGAAUAAGUAUGAGUACAAAACGAAGCCUUAACAGGCACAUGAGAAUUCACACUGGAGAAAAGCCAUUCACCUGCCAGCAGUGUGGAAAGAGUUUCACUCAAAAACAAAGCCUUAAAAACCACAUGCAAGCUCACACUGGAGAGAAGCCUUUCAUUUGCCCGAAGUGUGGAAAGAGUUACACUCUAAAAGAAAGUCUUAAGGCACAUAUAAGAAUUCACACUGGAGAGAGUCCUUACAUCUGCCAACAGUGUGGAAAGAGUUACACUAGCAAAGGAAACCUUGAUGUCCACAUGAGACUUCACACUGGAGAAAGGCCUUUUACCUGCCAACAAUGUGGAAAAAGUUAUAUUCAAAAUGGAGCCCUUAAAAGCCACAUGAGAAUUCACACUGGAGAGAAGCCUUUCACUUGCUCUCAGUGUGGAAAGAGUUUCUGCCAACAAGCAGGCUUUAUAGUCCACAUGAGAAUUCAUACUGGAGAGAAGCCUUUUACCUGCCAACAAUGUGGAAAAGGUUUCAUUAAAAAAGAAGCCCUUGUAGUCCACAUGAGAAUUCACACUGGAGAGAAACCUUACACAUGCUCUCAAUGUGGGAAGAGUUUUGAUCAACAUAGAAACCUUAAAGCACACAUGACAGUUCACACUGGAGAGAAGCCUUUUAUUUGCCAACAGUGUGGAAAGCAUUUCUCUAAAAAAGGAAACCUUGAAGUCCACAUGAGGGUUCACACUGGAGAAAAGCCAUUCAUAUGCCCUCGGUGUGGAAAGAGUUUCGAUCAGCAAGGAAACCUUACAGUCCAUAUGAGAGUUCACACUGGAGAGAAGCCUUUCGUCUGCCAGCAAUGUGGAAAAAUUUUCGCAAAAAAACAAAGUCUUGAACUCCACAUGUGCAUUCACACUGGAAAGAAGCCUUACACAUGCCUUCAGUGUGGCAAGGGUUUCCUUCAAAAAGGAGGUUUUAUAGUCCACAUGAGAAUUCACACGGGAGAAAAGCCGUUCACAUGUAAUCAGUGUGGAAAUAGUUUCAGACGUAAAAUAUUCCUUAAUAAACACAUGAGAAUUCAUUUAUAUCUAAGUGAAGAUACUGAAGAACAAACAAAGAUGGCAUUUAUUAAAGAGGAGAUUAAAGAAAUGAAGAUUGAAGAAGCGAACAGUGUGAAACAAGAAGAUGUUGAGACACAAACAGACCUGAUGCAGCUGAAAGAAGAGAGUGAAGAACUUAAUGAACUGAAAGAGCAAUAUCAGUAUGUGAAACAUCAUGAUUUCACAACUGGAGAAAAAUCGUAUAGUUUCUCACAGACCAAAAAGUCCUCCUCACGGAAAAGACCACAAAAAACAGUUGCUAGAAGUCAUUUCACCUGCCCAGAGUGUGGAAUUGGUUUUGAUAAACUCGCAAACCUUAAAGUCCACAUGAGAAUUCACACUGGAGAAAAGCCUUUCUCCUGCCAACAAUGUGGAAAAGGUUUCACUCAAAAAGUAAGCCUUAUAAGCCACAUAAGACUUCACACUGGAGAGAAACCGUACACAUGCCCACAGUGUGAAAAAAGUUUUACCCACAAAGAAAGCCUUAAAAAUCACCUGAGAAUUCACACCGGAGAGGACCCUUUCACCUGCCAACAAUGUGGAAAAAGUUUCUCUCAAAAAGGCAGCCUUAAAAUCCACAUAAGAGUUCACACUGGAGAGAAGCCUUACACAUGCAAACUGUGCGGAAAGGCUUUUACAAAUAAAAAAACCCUUGAUUCCCACAUAAGACUUCACACUGGAGAAAAGCCUUUCUCCUGCCAACAAUGUGGAAAAAGUUUCACUCAAAAAGGAGGCCUUAAAACCCACAUAAGACUUCACACUGGAGAGAAACCGUACACAUGCCCUCAGUGUGAAAAAAGUUUCACACAUAAAGAAAGCCUUAAAAAUCACUUGAGAAUUCACACUGGAGAGGACCCUUACACCUGCCAACAAUGUGGGAAAAGUUUCACCUAUAAAGCCAGCCUUAAAAUCCACAUAAGAGUUCACACUGGAGAGAAGCCUUACACCUGCAAAUUAUGUGGAAAGACUUUUACAAAUAAAAAAAAUCUUGAUUCCCACACGAGAAUUCACACGGGAGUGAGGCCUUUCACAUGCAAAAUGUGUGGAAAAAGUUUCACUCAAAAAGGAAGCCUUAACAGGCACAUUCACACUGGAGAGAAGCCUUACAUGUGCAAACUGAGUGGAAAGAGUUUUACACAUAAAUCAAACAUUGAUUGCCACAUGCGAGUUCGCACUCGAGAGAAGCCUCACAUCUGAAAACUGUUUGAAGAGCUACUCACAAAAAGGAAAUCUUAUGAAUCACAUGAAAAUUCACACUGGAGAAAACACGUUUUCAUGUGUUCAGUGUGGAAAUAGUUUCAGUUGUACAGUUGACCUUAACUGCCACACUGUAAAAAAAUAUAUGCCUCUCCAACAUAAAAAUUUCUAGUGACCCGUUGCACCUAAAAUUUUUAGUUGGCCCAAUUUAAGUUGCGGAAACCAACUUAUUUGUGUUGUGCUGACCCCUGCAUGUCGACCUAACUUGAAAUAGAAUGUUGUCAAUUAAAUAUUUUCUGUUGACUAAACAGCUUGUUGGGCCAAUGAACAGACUCAAAUUGAAAUAAAAUGUUGUAUUAAUUAAAUAUUUCAUGUUGGCCAAAAAGUCUAUUUUUCAUUAAUGUUGGUCAAAAAAGUCUCUUUUUCAUUAUUUCAAAUAAAUUACACACUAGGCUCUGAUAGAGUACAUUUUAUGCAUUUAUUAAAAUACAAAAGACUUGCCUGUUAGUCUCAAGUAAAAUAUUACACAAGUAUUCAAAUAGUGCCGAAACAAGAUCUGAGAGUUCAAGAAAGCA